Boleophthalmus pectinirostris (great blue-spotted mudskipper) is the source of this 4646-nucleotide messenger RNA. It is a transcript of the gene cebpg, whose product is annotated as CCAAT enhancer binding protein gamma. The record is from RefSeq and is a predicted model, not a curated record. Gene Ontology annotation, biological process: DNA-templated transcription; regulation of transcription by RNA polymerase II. Gene Ontology annotation, molecular function: DNA-binding transcription factor activity, RNA polymerase II-specific; RNA polymerase II cis-regulatory region sequence-specific DNA binding. Bases 518 to 976 code for a protein of 152 amino acids. The transcript has 3 exons. Lineage: Eukaryota; Metazoa; Chordata; Actinopteri; Gobiiformes; Gobiidae.
GCUGACACUGUCCCUUUGUUUCUGUGGACCAAACACUAUGACUUCAGUCUUGUCAGAGUUUAGCUGGAGAAAGUUGUUUUGCAUCCACACACUGAUCUGUUGGAUGCAAUGACCAAGUGAGUCCACUGGUCCAUAGAAGUGGACAGCAUCGUUGUCACUGUAGUUUUAAAGAUGAAAUCACUAAAAGAUGAACAGAAAAGUGGAUAAAAUGGACAUUAAUGAAGCAACCUGAAGGAGCUCUCUUACCUCAGUUUGAGUUUCUUGAAAAGGAAGUCAAACAGUAGCUCAGUUGGUAGAGCGUUUGUCCACUGAUCCGAAAGUCGGCGGAGCGAUUCCAGCUCCUACAGAUGAAUGCUGUCUUAGUGUCCUUGGGCAAAACACUUCACCCAUCUCGCCCCCUGCACUGCUUGGCUGAAAUUUAAGGCGUGACAGAGGACCAGUGCACUGUGAGUCCUCGUCUUCUCAGCACCAGAGCAGGUCUUUGGUCCGAGAUCUCUCCUGAAGUCAGCACAGCCCAAUGAGCCGGCAGCAGCAGCAGCCAAAACACUCCUCUUCUGACCACAACGGAGUGAGCGUGAUACAGAGCCAGCCCCACGCUUCCUCCCUACAACAGGUGCCCCAACUGGUCCCUGCCAAUCCGUCAGCGCCAGGAGGAAAAGCUUUGGCCCCGAGCAAGAUGAAGAAGGCCCAUGCGGACAAGGACAGCGAGGAGUACCGCCAGAGGAGGGAGAGGAACAACCUGGCCGUGAAGAAGAGCCGGAUGAGGAGCAAGCAGAAGGCCAUGGACACCCAACAGAGAGUCAACGAACUCAAGGAGGAGAACGAGCGCCUGGAGGCCAAAAUCAAACUCCUGAGCAAAGAACUGAGCGUACUUAAAGACCUGUUUCUGGAGCACGCGCACAAUCUCGCCGACAACGUGCAGCCGCCAAACGUAGACGGAACGAGCCCCGCCCCCAGCGCUCCCAACGGACAGUGAGAGCUCUCCGUCGCCCCAACCCCCCCCGCCCCUCCCCGCCACUGCCGCCCUGCUGGUGGCAGAGCGGAACUACUACUACUACUACUUCUACUCCUCUUUCUCUUUCUGUCUCCACUGCUCUUUCAGGUUUUUUUUUUUUUUUUUUUUGUAUAUAGCCACAUGCACCUCUCGCUUUAAGACAUGAGUUCGAUGAGUCUGCAGGUUAGCACGAUGUUUGAUUGAGUACAAGUUUGUAAAUAUUGUCGAGAAUGAUUGGUUUAGUCGGGCUACGACUAGAGAUCGACUGAUAUGUUUUUAUUUUUUCUAUUACCGAUACAAAUUGAAUCUAAAUCAACCAAUGGCCGCUAAAAUCUGCCGAUAUUUUGGGCCGGUAUGAGGCAGAUUUUGACUAUUUUGCUCAAAUUAUGUUAAUUAAAUCCACUACAAACUCACCCACAGCACUUUUUUUUAAAAUCACGAACCUUUAAGAGAGCUGUGCGUCUCAUUUCGUGCAGUUAUUUCUUCGUAUUUACGUGUUAAAAUUAACUUUUUGAGUAUUUUUAGGCAGCAAAUCGACCAAAACAGAAUAUCGGCCCGUGCUGGAGAUUGAAGGUCGAUUUCCUUUACUCUUAAACAGGACAAAUAUCGGUUUGAUAUAUCGGUCUAUCUCUAGCUACAGUUAAUCAAAUGCAUUGUGAUUUUUAACUAAUAAAUUAUUGAUGAAAUUGUUUUUUUAUAUGCCAUGGAAAGAGAUUGUUUGGCAAAGACAAAUCAGAUUAUUAUGAUACACAUUUUGGGAAUUUUAUGGGGGAAAAAAAUAAAGAAAAUUAUGUUAAAAUCUGCCCUUGAAUAUAAUGAUAUGAAACCUAACUAUGAGUCUGAUUUGUAAUUUAUUUAUGUUUGCAGGCACUCACGAUAUUUUUUAACAAAAUUUUGGUUUCGAUCUCAUCUUCAUGGACUUUGUAUGUUCGAAAAACAACUCUAAACUCAAGCGACGAGUAUUCGCGAAAUGGAAAAUAAACAAAAAAGUACAAGUUUUGGAUUUUUUUUCAUCACCUGACCUAAAAUUUGACGACGGGAUUCAAUUGCGUAAAAGGAGUUUGAAUUUGAAAAAGGACGAAAACGGACAAGAACUGUUGCUGAAGAAAGAAAGACUAUUUCUUUAAAACGAUUCUUCUACCCGCAUCUUUUUGAAUGCUCCUGUCUCCUGUAGAAUCCAUUUUGUUUUUAAGUGUAUUUUCUGAAAUUGUGUCGAAAGCUGUUGAAAGGGGUAAGUCACUACACUAAAAAUAGGCUGUGUUCACGAAGAUUUUGACGCCAUGAUUUCAGAGUCGAUGGGAAAUUCAGCGUUUAUGGAGAAAAUAUGAAAAUGUACCGUCAAAAGUUUUGGAACACCACCGUUUUUUGUUUUUUUUACUGUUUACCAAAACUUAUUCUAAACUUUUGAUUCAUGAAAGUGUCCACCUUUGGCAGAUUUAACAGCUGAACACACUCGUGGCUCGUUCUUUUUACGACAGAAAUCAAAUAUUCUUCAGAAAGUUCUUCCCAAGUCUGUUGCAGAAGUUCUCGUAAAUGUGUGGCACUUGUAGGUUUCUUGACUUUCACUUUUCGGUCCAGUUCAUCCCAAACCAGCUCGAUGGGGUUUAAGUCUGGACAGGAUAUCCCCAGGUUUGACUACCCCAAAUUUAAGACUUUUUAAAGACCUUUUUAAGACCACUUAAAUGAAAAUUAAAACCAAAAUCGCACCCAUUAUGCGGGCGAAAAACACCAGAUCCAAUUCUAAUAAUGACCAAACAACAACUGGACUAUAUCUAGAAUCUAAGAAUCUAAAGACACUAGAAUCUUAGAGCCACCGUGGAUUAAACCUUCACUUCCCCAUGAUCCAUCCAUCCAAUUACUGCUGCGCCAGAAACUAAAGUAUUGUUUGCGCAGACUCCAAAUUAGACGUUCAUUUAACACUUCGCACUGCAGCUCGGUUGAGUCGACAAAAAAAAAACAGGCUAAUGAAAUUUAAGACAUUUGUGAAAAAAUAAGACUUGGGCAACAUAAUUUAAAGACCUUUUAAGGCUUCCCUGCUGGAGACUGUGCUGGACACUCCAUGUUUUCAAGCUUUAUCAUCUUUUUCCUGAGGUAGUUUUGGACUUGUGUUUUGUAUCUUUUAUCUUUUUUUUAACCUCUGUCUGUUCAGUUUUUACCUUUGUACUAUUUCAAAAUGUUCAUUGGACUUGCACGACUUGAAUUGCAAUAAAUAACUGGAAAAAUUAGGAUGUUCUGAAACUUUUGACCGGUAGUGUAUGUUCUCCACAAACUUGGGCCCAUAUUACACAAUUUUCUGAUCUGUUUUAAUGUUUCUUCAUCACAAACAGACCUGGAGUUGUGUUUUUUUUUUUUUUUUUUUUUUGUUGGUUUCAUUCACACAUGUUUAACACAAAACCUGCAUAUUUAAGAGUUCUUCUCUCAAACAGAAAACACUUUUCCAACUUGUGAUGUAAUGUGAUGAUAUAAAGAGAGCUCCACUGUGUUUUUAAACUCCAUGCACCUUCACUGGAAUCAUUUGGAUUGAUGAUUUCAGAUCUGGAAGACUUUACCGAUCUCCACUGAACAAAAGUUGACGCCACAAGAUCGAACUGAGCGUUUUGAGGUUUGGAGAUAAAGACAGAUGAAUAAUUAAUUAUUACUCAAACAUGAAUGAAACAAAACACAAACUCCAGGUCUGUUUUUAGAUGAUUUAACAACAUUAUAACAUAGAUUAAAGCUCACAAGAGUCAAUUUUGUGUAAUAUAGGACCUUUAAUCUUGAUGAUGAUCUCCUCUCAGCUGACGACAAUCACGUCUUUGGGUUUGAAUACUGGCACCGCUUUCUAAAACGUUUGCGAUAAAACGAUUCCGCUUUGUUUAUUUACACUGACAGAGAACACCGUGAACUUUGUGCCAGUUUUUGGUUUCACGCAAAUCGGCCGAGUCAUUGCAAAGAUAUGAACCGCAAUCCAGGUCAGCAAAUCUGUAAUCUGACACUUAAAGGUGCAUUGUGUAACUUUUCUGGGUCUGUCACUUGCUUGUUGCUAUGGAUACGUCAUCGCUGUGCCUGGAACGUUCCACAGUAUGACUUUAAACAGCUCUACUUUACAUUUAUUCAAUCACAGGUGGUUUUAUAGCUCGAAAAUAUCAUAAAAAACAGGCAUUCUGACUGAGAGCGGCUCGCCUUUCCGCAGAUCUGACCUGUAACUUGUUCCGGUUUGGUCUCCGUGAAGAUGGAAAUGUUUAAUGCCAUACUGUGGAACAUUCCAGACAAAGGAAUAAGUUACACAACGCAACUUUAAACGGAAAUUUCCACCGUAGCGUUUUUAACAUUUCAGAUUCCAGAACGACGAGGAUUUGGGACUGUUGCCGUAGCGAUGAACAUUUUUCGAUUGUGAAACGUGACGACUCGUGAGCGCAGCCUAUUGGACGACGUCUCUGGUAUUUUCAGCGUGGAACUUGUGUUGUUUUUUGGGCCACAGACAUGAGCCAUUAAAACGUCAACAAAACGAACAAUGCCUUUUUCUACAGGACUCUGCUGAAAUCAUGUGUGCUUCCUACGAUGUGUUUUUGUAACUGGGGAAUGUUGCUGAUAUGAUUUUUGAAUGACUUUGUUGGUCGCGUUUGUCAAAAUUGGAUUCAUUGAAAUUAAAAGAUACUGGAGAGACUGUAAA